Molecule: messenger RNA, 1807 nt
Organism: Amborella trichopoda
Lineage: Eukaryota; Viridiplantae; Streptophyta; Magnoliopsida; Amborellales; Amborellaceae
Product: DHHC-type zinc finger family protein
Biological process (GO): protein targeting to membrane; peptidyl-L-cysteine S-palmitoylation
Cellular component (GO): endoplasmic reticulum; Golgi apparatus
Molecular function (GO): protein-cysteine S-palmitoyltransferase activity
Source: RefSeq, a predicted model, not a curated record
UAACAUCCUCAUUAGGAGCCAAGCACAAUACCCCAUGAAACAGCAAGAAAUGGGUUCCUUAAGCUGAAACCCUCCCUCUCUCUCUGCAUCUCUCUCUCUCUCUCUCUCUCUCUCCACCAUGAGACGCCAUGGCUGGCAGUCCCCUCUUCAUACUCUACAGAUUGUUGCCAUUACAUUCUACUGUCUGCUUGUUGCUGCAUUCUACUCCUUCUUAGGACCACUCCUUGGCAACAGAGUAGCGGAAAACACAGUACUUUCCCUCUUCUCCUUUGUGGCACUUUCAGUUAUGGUGUUCUUCAUCAGGUGCACUGCCAUUGAUCCUUCUGAUAAGACCAGUUUAAAGAAGAAGAAAGCAGGGGAAAAAAGCUAUGGCUUACCAAAGCUUAACUACUGGGGUAUCUUGGUCCAGAUUUUUCACAGGUUUUUCAGGAAGAUUGAGAGGAAAAUACUAAGGCGUUUUAUUAGGAGAAGAUACAUGGACCCGUGGUUUUCACCUGUUCAAAUGGAUCCUUUUGUGCCAUUUCUUCUUCUUGCAAAGGAUGAAGUGGUAACUCCUGAAGCUAAAGGUGACGAAACCACGUUCUGUUCUCUCUGCAACAUUGAGGUGAAGAAGAACAGCAAACACUGUAAAAGCUGUAAUAGAUGUGUUGAAGGGUUUGAUCAUCAUUGCAGGUGGCUGAACAAUUGCAUUGGGAAAAAGAACUACACGACCUUCAUUCUCAUGAUGGUCUUCGUCAUGCUAAUGCUAAUUAUUGAAGGAGGGUCAGGAAUUGCCAUUUUUGUAAGGUGCUUCGCAGAUCAUAAGGGAAUUGUGAGAGAGAUGAAACUGAAACAUUACAAUAAGUUUCCUACAGGAUUACUUGCAGCGAUUGCGGCCUGUAUAACUGUGCUUACAGCUUAUACAUCAGUUGCAUUGGGCCAACUUUUCUUCUUUCAUGUGGUCCUCAUUCGAAAGGGCAUGAGAACUUAUGAUUAUAUAUUGGCAAUGAGAGAAGAAAGGGAAGCAACUGAAUUAUUUUAUGAUUCCGAUUCUUCAUCUGAUGAUGACUUUGAGCUCGAUUCACCCCAAAGAAGCAGUUUCAUUUCAAGAUUUAUAUGCAAAGGAUGUCAAACAAAUCAGACCAGAAGACUUUCAAUUAGGAUUGACCUGAGCUCUGACCUGUCAAACACCAAGAACCCCAACUCCCACCCAAGUAUCAACCCAUGGAGACUGCUAAAGAUGAGCAAAGAAAAAGCUAUAAUGGCAGCCGAGAAAGCAAGAGAGAGAAUCUCAAACCAGCCAAAAACCACAGAGAAUGACGUCAAAAUCGAUUCCACAAAACCUGAAGAGCCUCAGAAUAUGAAGUUGGAUCUCAUCAAGAGCCAAAUUUUGCUAACCCCACUCCCUUUGGAAAGAACACUUAUUUUUCCUGCCGCUUUUUCAAGUCCAAGAAGAAGGAUUUCGAGCUCCCCAACUUCGUUUUCAGGCAAGCCAAGUGCCCUUAUGAUUUCUAGGAGGCAGAGCCCUCUGCAUUCUCCUCAUAAAUAUAAGACCCACUUCGAACCAAAGCUCAGUGAAGUAUCUAGACAACUGGAAAGUUAUAUAUCCCAACAGGUCCUUGGCUCAAUCUUGAAAAAGGGAAGGGAAUCAUCAGGAUGUGCCAGUUAAUCGCAGUAGGGAUUUAUCUUCUUUCUCAGUCUUUGAGAAAAAUUCUAUAUACCAAGAUUAUUGAUUUUUUGCAUAAUUUCUGAUAAUUUUUUUUAUUGGAAAUUGGGUGCUUUAUUAAGGGAAAGGAUCCUUCUUCACGAUGAAGAGGUGUUUUAUUCA